Molecule: messenger RNA, 477 nt
Organism: Cladophialophora psammophila CBS 110553
Lineage: Eukaryota; Fungi; Ascomycota; Eurotiomycetes; Chaetothyriales; Herpotrichiellaceae
Exons: 1
Coding region: 1-477 (158 amino acids)
Source: RefSeq, a predicted model, not a curated record
AUGACACUAACAACCAUCCAGCGCGUCUUCGCCCAAGUCCACUCGCCGACGAGCCUGACAUUCCCAGAAACCGUCGCAUCGCUGCUCAAGCUGGGCGUGACGCGGUACCACGUAGACUACAUCGCGCGCACCACGACGACGUACAUGCCCAGGCCAGCCUCCAACUCGGCAUCCGACUCGACAUCUCCCUCGACAGCCACCUCGACAGAUCAAACUCCCAUUGCGACCGAGCAAAUCGCCAUGCCCGCGCCGGCCGUAAAUGCCGACACGGCAUGGGACGCGGCGGGACUGGCGCGGGCCAUCAGGCGCGUGCAGGGCCGCGAGACCGUCUACGCCGAGUUUGCGCGCGAGUGCGUCGACGCCGGCGUCGCGGGGUACAUCGCGUGCCUGGCGGGCAAGAGGGUCCUGUAUUAUGGCCUAAACGGCGACGUGCACAUCGAGUGGUUCCCAGGUGCGGAACCAAGGGGCCACAAGUAA